Podarcis muralis (Common wall lizard) is the source of this 1161-nucleotide messenger RNA. RefSeq names its product KRAS proto-oncogene, GTPase (gene KRAS). Gene Ontology annotation, biological process: signal transduction. Gene Ontology annotation, cellular component: membrane. The record is from RefSeq and is a predicted model, not a curated record. Gene Ontology annotation, molecular function: GTPase activity; GTP binding. Lineage: Eukaryota; Metazoa; Chordata; Lepidosauria; Squamata; Lacertidae.
CCUCCUCACCAGCCAAUAACAGAGUAGGUGCCUGUUAUUUUGGAACCUGCCUUGGGCAGAGAAGUUGAAUUGUAUGUACGUCCUGGAAACAGCAAAAGCAUCAAGGGCUGGAGACAGAGAGAGGGGCCUACAGAAGAUGACGGAAUACAAGCUGGUCGUGGUUGGAGCUGGUGGCGUGGGCAAGAGUGCGCUGACGAUACAGCUGAUUCAGAACCAUUUCGUAGAUGAAUACGACCCUACAAUAGAGGAUUCGUACAGGAAGCAAGUUGUCAUAGAUGGCGAGACCUGCCUCUUGGACAUUCUAGACACAGCCGGCCAAGAGGAGUACAGUGCCAUGAGGGACCAGUACAUGAGGACGGGCGAAGGCUUUUUAUGCGUAUUUGCUAUAAAUAACACAAAGUCUUUCGAAGAUAUUCAUCAUUAUAGGGAACAAAUAAAAAGAGUGAAAGAUUCUGAAGAUGUCCCCAUGGUGCUAGUAGGAAACAAAUGUGAUUUGCCUUCGAGAACCGUAGACACAAAACAAGCUCAGGACUUAGCUAGAAGUUACGGAAUUCCUUUCAUCGAAACCUCUGCGAAAACGAGACAGAGAGUGGAGGAUGCAUUUUAUACAUUGGUGCGAGAGAUCCGCCAGUACAGAUUGAGAAAAAUCAGCACAGAAGAAAAGACUCCUGGGUGCGUGAAAAUUAAAAAAUGCCUUUUAAUGGGCGUUGACGAUGCCUUCUACACAUUAGUCCGGGAAAUCCGAAAACACAAGGAGAAGAUGAGCAAAGACGGCAAAAAGAAGAAAAAGAAGUCGAAGACAAAGUGUAUAAUUAUGUAAAUGCAAUUUAACCCUUCGUCCUUAAGGUGUACGUCGGUAAAACGUGAUUCAUUUUUGUACCAUUACACUAAAUUAUUAGCACACACGUUUCUAGCAUUACUUUAAAACAGACACCUUCCCUCUCUCCCUGCUUUGUGAACCCAUCGGAUGCCUUUUCUGGAUGCUUGCGUUUCAGUGACAGUGGAAAGCAUUCCUAAAGUGCCAGUAUUCCUGGAGUUUCGGUUCUUGAACCUAGCGAUGCCUGUGAUCAAUUAAGAACACCCGAGAACAUUUUUAUCCGGUGGUAUUUGGGUGCAUGCGAAACUUGCUAAUGUCUUCUGAUUCCCCCACCUACUCCUCCU